AGGGGGGCGGCGGCCCUGAAGGCGCCUUUUAACUGCGCAUGCUCUGUUCUUGUUCUCCCCCCUCCUCUGUUGUUGGUUCUCUCCUGAUCCAACAUUUUUUUUUUCCUGCUGACUGAGUGUGAUUUUAAGGACAGAUACAUGAGGCCUCCGUGCGCGUCUUUGUUUGUCAGGAACAUCGCCGAUGAGUCCAGGCCUGAGGAUUUGCGGCGUGAGUUUGGCCGCUAUGGGCCGGUAGUGGAUGUCUACAUCCCACUUGACUUCUAUACACGUCUGCCAAGAGGAUUUGCAUACAUUCAAUUCGAGGACGUGCGCGAUGCAGAAGACGCUCUUCACAGCCUGGACAGGAAGUGGGUGUGUGGCCGGCAGAUUGAAAUCCAGUUUGCGCAGGGCGACAGAAAGACGCCCAAUCAGAUGAAGUCAAAGGAAAGACACUCUCCGGGCGGCAGAUCGUCUCGAUAUGACGACUACGAUCGAGACGGCCGGCGCAGGCGAUCGCGCAGCCGCAGCUACGACCGAUACCGAUCGCGCAGCCCUUCUCACGAUCGCCGGCGCAGACGGUCCGAGAGUCCUCGAGAGUCUCGUGGACGAAUGUAUGGAAGAGGAAGGAGCAGGAGCCGUGAGGAUGAAAGGUACAGGCAGCGGCCGAGGAGAGAAUCCAGAGGAAGAUCGCGCUCCAGGUCCGCGUCGCCACGGGAAAACGUCAACCCGCCUUCGACUUCCCAUUUCGCCGAGGAGGAAGUGCGAGGCGCACAUGCCCCCUCCCACUCCAGAUCCCGGUCUGUAUCGAGGUCGCGCUCUCGUUCGCGCUCUCGGUCCCGAUCAUGGGCCGGACGGAAGUCAGGAGGCCGCUAGAAAAGCAUCUGCUCCCCCCUUUCCGACCCUUCCUUCCAGCAAACGGGACCAGAACUGGUCAUUUUUCAAGAAAAGAUUUCUGUUUGUUUUUGACAUGAAUGUAACGUCCAUUUUUUCUUUUUUUUUGCAGCUCCAUUUUAAGAAUGAUGCGGAUCCUUUGCUUGUUUUUAUAAAGUUUAUUUUUAGGUAAUAUUUCCUGAACAACGACGCAUCAUGCGGUUACGCUGUUCAGUGAUAGUUGGGCCACAAAUAAUCUGUAGUCUUUUUUUUUUUUGUAUAGUUACUGAUCAUUUUGUUUUCUAAACCCUAUGCACACAUUUUUGCAAAAAAAAAGUUCAGUAUUGUAAAAGGAACCAAGUCUGUUGACGAAUCAGACACGUGUGUUUUACCACGAGUUCUCCUUAGCUCAUUUCUUUUUUUUUUAUACAUAUAUCUUUCAUGUGACCAUUUAUUUCUCAAUAAGAAUCAACGUAAAACUUCCUUGACAUCCAUAAUCCAUGACCUUGAACGUUAUUGAAAAUAAUCAUCAACUGUCACCAUCGGUUACAGAAUCACAGCUGAUCAUCCAUUACAGAAUCAUCCUGCAGCAGUAAUAUGACUUCAACUUAAAGAAUUACUCCUUUUUAUAUAAUAAUGCUAAAUUCUCAGGCUGCCUGGAAGGAAGGAAAAAAGAGAAAGAUGAAAAGACGAGUGUGUGUUGGCAGUUUGGGGCCGUGAACACGUCGAAACGCUAAUAUCGUCCUUUUUUUAAAAGUGUUAACAUAUUGUCAACCGGAAGCUGUUUGUAAUGUACAUUAAUCAGUUUUAAUCUUUUGGUGUAUUUCUCUUCAUAUUGGAACAUUUUCUCAAAAAUUUGGUUCUGAGCGGAGGAACGGACGUUUUCUCGUUGGUGCUUCAAACGACUGUGUUGGUAGUUUUUUCUGAAUGGCUCUUUGUCACAGCAUGUUUUACCCUCCCGAUCUUCUAUCAUCAGUAGAAAAAAGAAACUGUAAUUUUGAGUAAUAAACGGAUAACAUCCAGUUACAAA
Scophthalmus maximus (turbot) is the source of this 1879-nucleotide messenger RNA. Its product is annotated as serine/arginine-rich splicing factor 10. The transcript has 6 exons. NCBI's taxonomy places the organism in Eukaryota, Metazoa, Chordata, Actinopteri, Pleuronectiformes, Scophthalmidae. Gene Ontology annotation, molecular function: RNA binding. The record is from RefSeq and is a predicted model, not a curated record. The coding region runs from base 139 to 852 and encodes 237 amino acids.